Oppiella nova is the source of this 723-nucleotide messenger RNA. The record is from the annotation of a GenBank genome assembly. Lineage: Eukaryota; Metazoa; Arthropoda; Arachnida; Sarcoptiformes; Oppiidae.
AUGGCUGAAUGGGAUCUGACCACACGUUUGGGCAAAUAUCUGGACAAACAUCUAGUCUUCCCGCUCCUCGAGUUCUUGUCCGUCAAAGAGGUGAGACAUGACUACCAACUGAUCCACUCAGUGGUGAUAUACGAGGAGAAUGAGAUCUUGGAGGGAAAGCUGGAGCUGUUGUCCAACACAAAUAUGGUGGACUUCGCGCUCGACGUGUAUAAGCGGCUCCACGAGGACGUCGAGCCGCCGCAGCACUUGUUUGACAAACGCCAGGACGUGGUGUCGCAGAUGAAGCACUUGCAGGUCCAGACGGGACCCAUGCUUGAGAUACUGCUCAAGGAUGAGGUGCAGUCCGAGAUCGAGAAGUCGCGCGACUCGAGACUACUGUACGAACUCUUGCAGACCAAACACGACACGGCGCGCGCCGACCCCUCUUUCAGUUUAAUGGGUUUCGCGACGUUUACGCGAAUCGUUUUGCCGAAGAUCUCCGCGUCGUUCAUGUUGUCGAUGGCAGUCAUGGCGUCUUCGGCCGACUCGAACUCCACGAAAGCGAAUCCCCUGUGCUUUUGGGUCGCGAAGUCGAUCGGAAGGUUCACAUCAAUGAUAUCACCGAAUGGUAUGAACGCCGAAGUGAUUAUCUUCUCGUCCACCUCUUCGGACAGUCCGCCGCAGUACAGCACACGCUUGUUGGUGGUCGUGGUCAUCGUGUGGCCAGUGGUUCCCGACGGGUGA